ACCAUCUCCUGUAUCCAUUAGGAAUUUAAAUAGCCAUGCAUCCUUAUUACUCUUCUCUAGUCAUCUAGCUCCAUCUUUUAGGCCUUAGCUAAUAGAUAUGAAGCAAUCAAGGCUUACAACUUUCACAGCUAUAUCAGUUGCUUCUCUCCUCUGUGUGCUUCUCUUUCUUUUUCUCUUCCUUGCAAACUCGUUCGCCAUAUUUCUCACUGGAAGCCUCAUAAAUACACUUAUAUUCAUUGCAAUCCUCCUCCGCCUUCUCGUGAGGUAUGAAUUUUUCAGUGGCCCAGACAUUCUAGGUGUCAGAAGAACUCUUUUCAUGACCUUUGCAACCCCUUUAUCGGCAUUAGCUCUCCUUAUCGUCGUUACUGUGUUAUUUGUUCGUGUGAGGGCCACUCUCGAAGUAUUUUUUGUAAGCGCCGGUGCUGAUUUAGUACUCGUUCUUGGGGUUGGCUCAUCGGUUCUUGUGAAAAAAAUAACAGCCUGGGAUGGGGAAAGGGCGAGCAUCAGCCGGCGAGUGUUUUCAGAUGUAGAAGAAGGAAACCCAGAACUGGAGUUCAGCUAUCUUAGAAGGGUCGGGGGUUUGCCCAAGAAAUUCCAUUACGAAGAGCUCGAGGCAGCAACUAACAACUUCCGAACUCCGAUAGGAAGAGGCGGAUCUGGUUCAGUAUUCAAGGGUGUACUCGGCGAUGGGUUGCCUGUUGCCGUGAAGAGAAUCGAGGGAGAACUACGCGGAGAAAGAGAGUUUCUAUCAGAGAUCACCGCAAUCGUCAGUGCUCAACACGUCAAUCUUGUUACCAUCAUUGGAUACUGCGUUGUCCAAGGAGGUUAUCGCUUCAUCGUGUACGAGCUCAUACAGAACGGAUCCCUUGACCGUUGGAUUUUCCCGGGGAAGCGAGAAGGUGAAAGUUGUUUAUCAUGGGCUUCGAGAUACCAAGUUGCGAUAGACGUUGCCGACGCUCUGUCUUAUCUUCAUCACGGCUGUCGCUCAAGAAUUCUUCAUCUAGACGUAAAGCCACAGAACAUCCUUCUCGAUGAGAACUUCAGGGCACGCGUAUCGGAUUUUGGCAUCUCGAGAACGAUGGACAAAGAUGAGAGCCGGGUUGUUACUACUAUCAGAGGGACUAGGGGGUACUUAGCUCCCGAGUGGUUCUCGACAGAAGGUAUCUCAGAGAAGUCUGAUGUUUACAGCUUCGGAAUGGUAAUCUUGGAGAUUCUUGGAGGUCGAAGGAACUUUGAAUUUUUUGAUGAUGGGAACAUUUCCCAAAGGACGUGGUUCUAUUUCCCAAAGGUUGUGAGUGAGAAGAUGAGGGAGGGGGAGUUGAUGGGUGUGGUGGAUGAGAGAUUGAUGAGGGAUGGCGGAGUCGAUGAGGCUCAAGUUAGGAUUUUGGUUUAUGUGGCGAUCUGGUGCAUACAAGACAGGGCUGAGCUAAGGCCUAGUAUGGAGCUAGUCGUUAGCAUGCUCAAAGGACAUGUGCCCGUGGAUAUGCCACCAGAGACUAAAAUGUUCCUGGUUGAUUUGGGCAUGCCAAUUGAUUCAGAGACUGUUUCUGUUUUGAGCAGAGCUCAGAGUUCUGAUGAAAAUAAAUUUGAUUGAAUUACCUUGAGAAUUGAGAAGAUCAUUUAGUUGUUUGAGGAGUCAAACACAUGAAUACGUAGAUGCAUGAAUGUUGUUGGGAAAUUCAAGAGUUUUUUUUGUUAGGAAAUCUAUGAGUCAUUGUAGUAGUAUAUGUAUGUGUGGUUUGUAAGUUGAAAGUAGUCAAGAAAAGAAGAAAGAAUAAAAUUUAAUAGAAU
Molecule: messenger RNA, 1791 nt
Organism: Asparagus officinalis (garden asparagus)
Lineage: Eukaryota; Viridiplantae; Streptophyta; Magnoliopsida; Asparagales; Asparagaceae
Product: probable receptor-like protein kinase At5g20050
Exons: 1
Coding region: 98-1594 (498 amino acids)
Biological process (GO): protein phosphorylation
Molecular function (GO): protein kinase activity; ATP binding
Source: RefSeq, a predicted model, not a curated record